Messenger RNA from Prionailurus viverrinus (fishing cat), 3424 nucleotides. It is a transcript of the gene LRCH4, whose product is annotated as leucine rich repeats and calponin homology domain containing 4. The transcript is spliced from 18 exons. Bases 328 to 2241 code for a protein of 637 amino acids. Gene Ontology annotation, molecular function: protein binding. NCBI's taxonomy places the organism in Eukaryota, Metazoa, Chordata, Mammalia, Carnivora, Felidae. The record is from RefSeq and is a predicted model, not a curated record.
CCCCUAACUCUUUUCUCCGCGAGCUCUUCCACCUAUUAUCCCUGACCCCCUUAUCUGAGACUCCCCCUCCUUCUUGCGUGUGUGAGGUCACAAUGGAGCCUGUGACCUCAUAGGGACCUUAGAAUUCCCAUUUCAGUGUCUGCUUUCCCUAGGAGGGGAGGGACUUGAGGCAGUUGCUGAAAGGAAGGAAAUCUUAUCUCCUGGCAUGGAGUUCUGGGAAGCUAGAGACUGUCCCACUGUCCUUCCACUCCUCCACCCCGCAGAUCGCUCCUAAUCAUGUCCCUCCUCACUGGUGUCUCUUGAUGGUGGGGUGUGGGGGACUCUACCAUGACAGACCUCUCCCGGAACCGGUUCCCCGAGGUGCCAGAGGCAGCAUGCCAGCUGGUGUCCCUGGAGGGCCUGAGCCUCUAUCACAAUUGCCUGAGAUGCCUGAACCCAGCCUUGGGGAAUCUCACGGCCCUUACCUACCUCAACCUCAGCCGAAACCAGCUGUCAUCGCUGCCACCCUACAUCUGCCAGCUGCCCCUCCGGGUGCUCAUUGUCAGCAACAACAAACUGGGAGCCCUGCCUCCCGACAUCAGCGCCUUGGGAAGCCUGCGGCAGCUUGAUGUGAGCGGCAAUGAGUUGCAGUCCCUUCCCACAGAGCUGUGUAGCCUCCCUUCCCUGCGGGACCUCAGUGUUCGGAGAAACCAGCUCAGCACCCUCCCUGAUGAGCUGGGGGAUCUUCCUCUUGUCCGCCUGGAUUUCUCCUGUAACCGUGUCUCCCGCAUCCCGGUCUCCUUCUGCCGCCUCAGGCACCUGCAGGUCAUUCUGCUGGACAGCAACCCCCUGCAAAGCCCACCUGCUCAGAUCUGCUUGAAGGGGAAGCUUCACAUCUUUAAGUACUUGUCAACAGAGGCUGGGCGGCGUGGGGGGUCGGCAUUGGGGGACCUGGCCCCUUCCCGCCCCCCGAGUUUCAGUCCCUGCCCUGCUGAGGACUUAUUUCCGGGACGUCGGUACGAUGGUGGGCUAGACUCAGGCUUCCACAGUGUUGACAGCGGCAGCAAGAGGUGGUCUGGAAAUGAGUCAACGGAUGAAUUUUCGGAGUUGUCCUUCCGAAUUUCAGAGCUGGCCCGGGAGCCUCGAGGGCCCAGGGAGCGGAGGGAGGAUGGCUCUGCUGACGGAGACCCUGAGCAGAUUGACUUCAUUGACAGCCACGUGCCUGGGGAGGACGAGGAGCGAGGUGCUGCUGAGGAGCCCCGGCCACCAGAAUUAAGCCCUGUGGCAGGGGACAGAGAGAAGGCACCAAACAGCAGGCGGGAGGAGCCUGCUGGUGAGGAGCGGCGACGCCCGGACACUUUGCAGUUAUGGCAGGAGCGGGAGCGGCGGCAGCAGCAGCAGCAGCAGCAGCAGCAGCACAGCGGAGCGUGGGGAGCCCCCCGGAAGGACAGGUCCGCUGCCUGCACUGCCGACCCCACAUCUCCUUUGCUUUCCAGUUUUGUGAAGCUGGGGGUCAGGGCUGCUGGCGGAGGUCCUGCGGCCUCAUCCACUCAGGCCUCCUACAACGGCAUGCCCAAGUCCAGUGCCACCCAACUGGGAGCUUCAGGGGGGCAGGGAGCCCCCCCGGCCCCUGCCCCCACCCCUGCCUCCCAGGAGCCCCUUCCUGCAGCUGGACCAGCGACAGUGCCUGCUCCCCGGCCGCUCGGCUCCAUUCAGAGACCAAACAGCUUCCUCUUCCGUUCUUCCUCUCAGAGUGGCUCAGGCCCUUCCUCACCAGACUCUGCCGUGAGGCCUCGGCGACCCCCUCAGCUUCUGGACGAGAAGGAGCUGAUGGCACAGCUGCGCCAGGUAAUGGAGUCCCGGCUGCAGCGACCCCUGCCUGAGGACCUGGCGGAGGCUCUGGCCAAUGGGGUCAUCCUCUGUCAGCUGGCCAACCAGCUGCGGCCCCGCUCCGUGCCCUUCAUCCAUGUGCCCUCGCCUGCUGUGCCAAAACUUAGUGCUCUCAAGUCUCGGAAAAAUGUGGAGAGUUUCUUAGAAGCCUGCCGAAAAAUGGGGGUGCCUGAGGCUGACCUCUGCUCACCCUCGGAUCUCCUCCAGGGCACCGCCCAGGGGCUGUGGACCACCCUGGAGGCUGUGAAGCGGGUGGGGGGCAGGGCCCCCCCACCCCUCUGGCCCCCCUCUGGUCUGGGUGGCUUCAUCUUCUUCUACGUGGUCCUCAUGCUGCUGCUCUAUGUCGUCUACACUCGGCUCCUGGGUUCCUAGGACCUGAAGUCACCCUUUCCCCUGCCCCCUCCACCUAUUUCUAUUUAUAAGACUCCUGUGCAACCCCCAUCCCUACCAGUGGUGCCUUCAGCCCCUACCAAAGACACUAGUGAACCCUCUCCCCUCACACACACUGACCUCAGAGGCCCCACUCUGGUGCCCCCAGACCCUGGGCCCCCAGCCUCUGGCCACCCUCCUGUAGCCCCUUCCCGUGCCCCUCACCUCUCCAUGCUGAUGGUGCCUUCAUUCCCUCCAGGCCCUGCCCUUCCCUCUGCUCCCUCAGAGGGUAGAUCUCAACCUUCUUCCUUGUGCCGUCCCCCUCCACCCCGGUCCCCCCACUGUUAUGGGGAGCUAAAUUAUCUAUAUUUUGUAGAGAGAACUCUAUAUUUGUAGGAGUUGCAGGGGCCCAGGCUGGGUCCCUGUCUCUGUGUAUAAAUUGUACAGACCGUGGCCACCUCUGUGUGUGUGUUUGCGUCUGCUCUUGCUGUGGCCAGGCCCAGUCCUGGCUGUGCCCCUUGGGCUCUGUGUGCCAGCCUGCCUACUCCAGCAUUUCCCUCUGGAAAUGACAGGUCUCUCCUCCCCUGAGCCUUGGCCCCCUGUGUCAUCUCCCUUCUGUUACCUGCUGGCAACUUCCUUGCAUCUCAUUUGUCCCAAGCCAUGUCCAGGGUUUCCCUGAACUUUGCUGCCUCCACCUGGGCCAUCCCGUCAGCCCUGUUUGCUCAGGCUUCUUUGGGGUUUCACCCACCCUGCUCCCAGGAAGGGCAGGGAAGCCGAGAGAACAGGGUGACAUAGGGAACUUAACCCGGGCCCCUCCCCCCAGGAGUCCCUGUGCCAGCCCCAUCACAUCCUGGAAGAGGAGGGGGCCCCAGGAAGGGGCCUCCCUUACGUCGCUGCUGUCGUCCACGCACUGCUGGAAAGGCCAUAGGGUUGAGGAAGGGGCGCAGAGCCCCGACCUGGCCUGCAACCCAGGAACAGAGAAGACAGCCGUGCCCGGCUUCUGAUUUCUAGCAAGGACUCUGGUGAGGGCGGCCUUGGGCCUGGCCCUGUUCCUUGGGCGCCCCUCGGCCCUCCCGAGGGGUUGGAAGCAGGCCCGGUCCAGCAAGGUGCCUGGCCGCCUCUGGGUGUGGCCAAGGAUCUUGUGUCAAGUGCAAUAAAGAAGUCGGGCCCUCUAGGCUGCCCCUCA